This is a messenger RNA of Hyla sarda, 1548 nucleotides long. Its product is annotated as cyclin-dependent kinase-like 4. The coding region runs from base 265 to 1287 and encodes 340 amino acids. NCBI's taxonomy places the organism in Eukaryota, Metazoa, Chordata, Amphibia, Anura, Hylidae. Gene Ontology annotation, biological process: protein phosphorylation. The record is from RefSeq and is a predicted model, not a curated record. Gene Ontology annotation, molecular function: cyclin-dependent protein serine/threonine kinase activity; ATP binding. Gene Ontology annotation, cellular component: nucleus. The transcript has 10 exons.
AAUAGCAGUGGAGGGAGGUAGGCCGGGCCUUGCUUCCCUGUGCAGCCUGUGAAUGGUUGCCCCCGGCAACCCAUAGACUCCUAUUGCUACUGGUGGGGGAGACUUUAUUGUACGUGGCCACAGUGCCCUGGAAAUGCAGCAGGUGUCUGUGGGAUCCUGGGAAUAUCCUCCGCUCUCCUGAGAUCGCCCCAGACCGCGGUGACGUAUUUUUAUACUCCUUAGAAUCACAUUAUAAAUGACACCAGACUAACAUCACCUCCAGGGAUGGAGAAGUACGAGAAGUUGGCCAAGAUCGGUGAAGGAUCAUAUGGGGUCGUCUUCAAGUGUCGGAAUAAGGAGACAGGACAAGUGGUGGCCAUCAAGAAGUUUGUGGAGUCAGAGGACGACCCCGUCAUCAAAAAGAUUGCGCUACGUGAGAUACGGAUGUUAAAGCAACUGAAGCACAGUAACCUGGUGAACCUGCUGGAGGUCUUCCGCAGGAAGAGGAAGCUACAUUUGGUCUUUGAAUACUGUGACCACACUGUCCUCAAUGAGCUGGAGAAACACCCCAAUGGAGUCCCCGAGAUGAUGACAAAAAACAUUGUGCAGCAAAUCCUGCAGGCGGUGAACUUCUGCCAUAGGAACAAUUGUAUUCACCGAGACGUAAAGCCGGAGAACAUUCUUCUCACCAAACAAGGGGUCAUAAAGCUCUGUGACUUUGGCUUCGCCCGAAUACUUACUCGCCCGGGAGAUGAUUACACGGAUUAUGUGGCUACUCGAUGGUAUCGGGCCCCGGAGCUGUUGGUGGGGGACACACAGUAUGGGGCAGCGGUGGAUGUGUGGGCCAUAGGUUGCGUCUUCGCUGAACUGCUGACCGGACAGCCGCUGUGGCCAGGGAAAUCAGACAUGGAUCAACUCUACCUCAUCAUCAGAACCCUGGGAAAUCUGAUCCCGAGACACCAGUACAUCUUCCACAGUAACCAGUUUUUCCAUGGUGCCAGUAUUCCUGAGCCGGACCCCGAUGAUGUGGAAACUUUGGAAGAAAAAUUCCCAAAUAUUCAGCCCAUGGCUAUGACGUUCAUGAAGGGCUGUCUUCGCAUGAAUCCCGAUGAUCGCCUCACCUGUGAGCAGCUCCUCGAAAGCGCUUACCUUAACCCCGCCCGCGAGGAGCCGGAGAAGAGGAAAGGCAAAGGGAGACGAAGACAGACUCAGUUGCUGCCGCAGAUUCCGGGGAACGGUGCCUCACCUGCUCCAGAGGGCAAGAACAAGCCUCGGGCUCAGAAAUUCGACCACUUCCCCAAUAUUUAACUCUUGAGAGGACCUCAGUGCAAGAGAACGGCUCAGGGAGGGGUUGUCCGUGUUAGGACAUCACGACUGCGGGACAAAAUAAAAAAGUCACAAAACAGUGGGGUCUCCUGUAUGUGACAACUCAAUACUUCAUCCUAUACUAAGCAACAUAUGGAGCUGUGUACCCAGAGACCCCCAAAUCCUCAGCGGAGGACGGCGAGAGGGAAUGGAGCCUGAGAGAAUGCAGAUAGUGUGACUAGACCAGUGCUUCCUAAACAGGGU